Messenger RNA from Homarus americanus (American lobster), 2666 nucleotides. RefSeq names its product probable 4-coumarate--CoA ligase 3. Gene Ontology annotation, molecular function: long-chain fatty acid-CoA ligase activity. Gene Ontology annotation, biological process: long-chain fatty acid metabolic process; fatty-acyl-CoA biosynthetic process. The record is from RefSeq and is a predicted model, not a curated record. The transcript is spliced from 12 exons. NCBI's taxonomy places the organism in Eukaryota, Metazoa, Arthropoda, Malacostraca, Decapoda, Nephropidae. Bases 145 to 1836 code for a protein of 563 amino acids.
AUUAUGGCGGGCAACGAGCAGGACCUGGCCCACUGAACUGACGUCAGUUUGGUCGACGCUACGGUGAUACACAGAAGCCUCAACACACAGCACACUGUUCUGUUUACUCCCGGGAAGUAUUUGACGUUAUUGAUAACUAUAGCGAUGACAUCAUGGGUCACAGCAGCAUCAGGGCGAGGAGUGUUGGCGACGAGGACUCUCACGAGGACAGGAGCCAGACACAUCUGCACGAGCUGGUCUGCCCACAACAUCAUCACAUCAAAGUAUCCAGAUCUUGAAGUGGUCCCUGGUAACCUGGUCACCCACGUCUUCAAGAAUUCAUCCAAAUGGGCCAACAGGGUUGCCACAGAAUGUGCAGUGACUGGCCGCCAGUCUACAUACUCUCAACUGAUGGACAACAUUGCCAGAAUGGGCGGGAUGCUGACUAAACUGGGCGUCAAAAAAGGGGAUGUUGUGGCGAUAGUGAUGCUUAACAGGCCAGAAUACCCCAUUGUACUGCUGGGAGCUGCCAGCAUUGGGGCAGUUGCAAAUUUACUUUCCACAUCCUCCACACCAGAGGAAAUAUGUCGACACCUGAAUGUUAGCAAUCCCAAAUUAGUGGUUGGAGACACAGGCUUGGAGAAGAACCUAGAUGCUGCCCUUGCACUACACAAGAAGCCAGUUGUCCUGAUGAUGAACGGUCCAUCGUCUAUUUCUGGAUCCAUUAACUUGCAACACGUCCUGGAGAACACAGCUGUCUCCUUUGCUGAUCCUGUAGAGACUUCCCGGAGUGAUAUAGCAGUCAUGCCCUACUCAAGUGGAACUACUGGACACCCCAAAGGAGUGACCAUCUCUCACGGUGCUUUAACCUCUAACCUUGACAUGUACACAUCCCCGUACUUCUUGCAAAUCUCUGAGACAACAGAUUCAUACCAAGAAGCAGUGUUUGGUUACCUUCCCUUCUUCCAUGUGUAUGGAUUUUUUGUCAAAAUUAUGGCAGCGUUUCAUACUGGGUCAAAACUGGUGUGUGUGCCCAAGUUUAACCCCGACACCUUCACCAGAGACAUUAACCACUACAAGGUGAGAUACCUGCACACAGUCCCUACUGUGCUCAACUUCUUGGCCCACUCUCCUACAGUCACCCCUGAGGCACUAACUUCUCUUGAGGUAACUUUGUGCGGUGCUGCCCCUGUUGCACUCUCAGCUGCACAAGCACUUAUGGAGAAAAUUGGGAGACCCAUCAUCUUCCAAGAAGGAUAUGGGAUGACAGAAGUGCUCCUUACACAUUUAACUCCAAAAACUCAUCAGCAGAUAGGAAACUGUGGUCGCCUCCUGCCUAAUGUGUCAGCCAAGGUUGUUGAUACCGUGACGGGAGAAGAAUUACCACCCAACCAUAAUGGAGAGAUUUGUAUUAAGACACCCUGUAUGAUGUCGGGUUAUUUCCAAAAUACUGACGCCACCUCGGCAAUCUUCGAUAAAGAAGGUUGGCUUUACAGUGGAGAUAUUGGAAGAUAUGAUGAGGAAGGUUUCUUUACCAUUGUUGAUCGGACUAAGGAACUCAUUAAGGUCAAGGCUCUACAGGUUGCGCCAUCUGAACUGGAGGACGUGAUCUUGCAACACCCCAAAGUGGUGGAGGUGGGCGUGGUGGGGGUGCCGGAUGAGAGGCUUGGGGAGGCACCACGCGCCUACGUCGUCACCUCAGCACCGACUACAGAAACUGAUAUUAAAGAGUUUGUGAAGCUGAAACUAGCACCCCAUAAGCACCUGGCGGGAGGAGUCGUCUUCAUAAACGAGAUCCCUAAGUCUGCCACGGGUAAGCUGCUGAGAAAAGAACUAAAGAAAACGGCUUUAUUGUGAGAUCUAGGUAUGGGAGACUACAGCAAAGAUAAACGAACUGAAGACAGAAACGUCUGGAUAAAGAAUGAAUAGAAGAAGAAAGUUAUGAUAAAGGGAAAUAUAGACGAAAUUUAUGAAAUGUAAAGAUUACAUAAGAAGACAGUUAUAUGAUGACAGUGUAGACAAUUAUUGGAUGAUAGUGUAGACAAUUAUUGGAUGAUAGUGUAGGCAAUUAUUGGAUGAUAGUGAAGGCAAUUAUUGGAUGAUAGUGUAGGCAAUUAUUGGAUGAUAGCGCAGCGUAGACAACUAUCAGAUGAGUGUAGAGAAAAGGGUAAUUGGAGCGAAAAGUGUUGGGAAGAUAGAUUUUGUGGAGUAAAGCAUCAAUAGAAAAAUUCAUGUAUGGGAACCAUCAUACCUCGGAGAAAGACAUAACACCCCCACAAGAGGCACCACACAGUGACUGGGAUUAUUCCUGAACCAAAUCAUCUCAAUUAUCCAAGUAGGCUGGCACCUCUUCAGUAAGUGUGGACCUUAUAAGCGCACUCGGUAACCUGAAAGAGAUGGAAGAUACAAACUUAGAUCACUUUUUCAAGAUGUUGAACUCUACUAAUGCAAGAGGACACAGUCUACCAGCUUGAGGCCAUGAAGCAGGACCAGUAAUGGGCUACAGUACAGUCCUUAUAUAAUAACAUUAUCAAGAGCAAUGAGUGGAAUCCUACACAGGUCAUCACCUUAAUUCCUCCCUCUGUCAAGGUCACCUCUACUGUACUAGUGGUGGUAAAUUAGGUAGGUAUUCACUUCAUCUCCCAAGAGCCUCUGUUUUAGCCAAGUUUUUUUUUUUUUUUAAUUUA